Messenger RNA from Dibothriocephalus latus, 333 nucleotides. NCBI's taxonomy places the organism in Eukaryota, Metazoa, Platyhelminthes, Cestoda, Diphyllobothriidea, Diphyllobothriidae. The record is from the annotation of a GenBank genome assembly.
AUGCAGUUUGCCGAUAAAACGAUCCUGAUGAUUGCUCAUCGCUUGCACACGAUCAUCGACUCUGACGAGGUGAUCGUCAUGGAUGCCGGACGAGUGGUCGAGCAGGGUUCUCCGUAUGGCCUCUUGGACCCUCUCGGAGCGGCUAGACUUGGCAAACAGGUGCGCAACUCCGCGGAUGCGGCCGUUGAUACCACGGAAGCGCCGGAUUUGAUCUCCUCCAGGAUCACAAGCAACGGUCCAUUUGCAGCCAUGGUUAAGCACACCGGAAAAACCUCUAGUGCAGAACUGGUAGAACAAGCCAGACAGGCCUUUAUACGCAAAUUGGCUCUCUAG